AAGGAAUGGCUCUACAACCAGUGUCGCCGGAAGGCUCCAAAGCCUCUCAUUAAGUAUGGCAAGAAAUGGACGGCUCACUGGGUGUUGAUUGAGCAGAACAAAGCCCAGAUACGAGAGGAGACUGGAGAAACUCCUGGGAGUGAGGGGAUGAUCACCAAGUGGCCAGAGGCCACAAAGACUGUGCUCGCUGGUCUGUCAGCAGAGGAGAAGGAAGAGGCGAGAGUGACGGCAGAGAAGUGGAACAAUGAAGCUGUGCUGCCCGACAUCCAAGCCAAUGUCGCCGAAACCAAAGGCACCAACAUGAUC
Molecule: messenger RNA, 306 nt
Organism: Suillus paluster
Lineage: Eukaryota; Fungi; Basidiomycota; Agaricomycetes; Boletales; Suillaceae
Exons: 1
Source: RefSeq, a predicted model, not a curated record